This is a messenger RNA of Caenorhabditis elegans, 1452 nucleotides long. RefSeq names its product Interferon-related developmental regulator N-terminal domain-containing protein (gene F58B3.6). The transcript is spliced from 3 exons. Lineage: Eukaryota; Metazoa; Nematoda; Chromadorea; Rhabditida; Rhabditidae. The record is from RefSeq and is marked reviewed. Bases 18 to 1250 code for a protein of 410 amino acids.
AUUCAACAAAACCCAAAAUGGGAAAAAAUAGGAACAAGAACAAGGACAAGGAUCCUUAUAUCGGACCAGCGAAGACUGGACGAAAUGAUUCUGAUUCGGAUGACAGCGAAUCAUCAGCCUACACGUAUAAUGAAGAUAUUCAGUCGAUUAUGGGUGAUGUAGAAGAUAUGAACGAUGUAUAUGAUCAAUUGGUCGAUAAUUUGGAUAGAGCGCAAGACAAAAACUCCACAACCAGAAUUGACGGAUUACACAGAGUGAAUCUUGCGUUGACGGCGAAGCCAGCUCCAGAAUUCAUAAACAGAAAUAAAGAAACAAUCAUGGCAGUUUGCUCAAGGAUGGCGAAUAAACCGGAUAGUGAAGCCCAAUUUCUUGCAAGGCUCGUUGGACUUGUUGCAGUACAAGCUGGAGAAGAAAUUUCAGAGAUGAUUGCCGAGCCAAUGUCACAAAUGCGUACAAUUCUUAUGGAUGCCUCGAGAUGUGUAUUUCUCCGAACGGCCUGUGCUACUUCAUUAGCCAUCGUUACAAGAAUCGCAUGUAGUGAAGAUGAGGAAGUGACGGCAAAUGCCAAGGCAUGCAGAUUUGCCUGGGCACACACCAAAGUCUCUGGAUCUGCUAACGAUAUCGGUCAUGCCAAACUUGUUGGAACAUCGCUUUUUUCUUGGUGCGUCAUGCUACUCGAUGCUGACUUCCAGACAAUCAAUGAUGCAGUUGCCGACCAGCCCAAAAUUGUUACUCUUUUAUCGUCAAAUCAACUCGAAGUGAGAUUGGCUGCCGCUGAAACGCUAGCAUUUUUACACGAAUUCAUGCAAGAUGCUCGUCCAGGAUUUCGCUUUCCGAAUAAAGAGCAUGUACUCAGUCUUCUCGAUCAAAUGGUGAAUGAUAGCUCGAAGAAAAAAACUAAAAAAGACAAAAGGGCUCAGCGAUACGCAGUCAGAGAUAUAAGAGCAUUUAUUGCUGAUGAAGAUGAUGCGCCAGAGGUGAAUGUCAAAAUUGGACAGCAGACACUCUCACUGGACUCGUGCGCCAUCAAAAUUUUCUACGACACAACAUGCGAUUUGCUUCACGGAGGUCUUGCUCAGCAACUAUUGCACAAUGAGGUGCUCCGUGAUGUGUUCGACUUGGGACCGAUUGCAUUGGAGCCAGCUGAAUCAGCUAAUAAACAGAGCAGACUUGCCGUUCAUGAAGCAGCCGAUAAACAUCGCAACCAAGUUCGGGGGAAACAACGCGACAAGAGAUCGACAGUUUAUUAAUGAAAUUUUCUUUUAAAGAACUAAAUUGUACAUGAUAUCUCGUUUCUAAUUUGUUCACCUUGUUGUUACAGGCAUUUGUAUUCUUUUUUCAUUGUUAGUCACUUUCGCUAGCAUCCCUGUUUUCUUUUUCAAUUCACUGUCCGCAUGUUUCCUCUUUCAAUUAUGAUUAUAUUGCUGAUCUAAUAAAGUAUCAAGAGAUUAA